Entrophospora candida is the source of this 1302-nucleotide messenger RNA. NCBI's taxonomy places the organism in Eukaryota, Fungi, Glomeromycota, Glomeromycetes, Entrophosporales, Entrophosporaceae. The record is from the annotation of a GenBank genome assembly.
AUGCCGACAAAAACGGAAGAAUGUUGGGACUGGUUAGGCAUAAACCCCGAUAGAAAUACUAGUUCCGAAGCAGCAGAUAUUUUUGCCGCAAUUAACAGAGCCAAUGAAAUUCUCACAGGAAAAGGGAAUGAUGUUAAACUAGAAAUGUUUACUUGCCUUAAACGAGGCUGUAAUAUACAAUUUGAAAAAGGAUUUAUAAUAAAUAGGGAUAAAAAUAAACGCUGCUGUUCUCGACAACACGCUCAAGAAUACUUGAAAGAAAUUUCUAAUUUAGGAAAUAAGCCUUGCCAAAGUUGUGGAGUGAUACAUAAAGAAGGUGUUCCGAAAAAGUGUGAAAAAACAUUAAUGGCUGUUAGUGAAUUAGAAAAUUUAAGUCAUUAUGAGAUUUUUAGCCCUAGCGAAAGAGGAAAAUGGAUUGAAAAACUGAAAGAAGGUCAAUGCUUCUAUGAAGGAGAGGAACUUUGUAAAAUUAACAAAGAAGGCUUUAUCAAUGAGAAAGUGCUAAGUGAAAAACGAAGGAAUGACAUUAUUGGGGAAAUGGAAAGGUGUCGAACCACCGACCAAUUUCUUAAUGUAUUGAAUGAGGUCGAAAAAGAAAUAAAGGUCGUAGGAGGAGGCAAUGGAAGCGACAAUAUACAGCAAAAAAUCAUUCAAGCCAUUGCAGCGGAGGGCCAAAUUCGAAAAUUAAAAGACCUGAUACAAGUCGAAGAGUUAAAAAACAAAUUUAUCCAAAAAAUUAAAGAUUUUAUUGCUCUAAAUAAAAGUAAUAUUCUUGAUGCUGUUAAAGAAAUUGAAGAGAUUCUCCGAAAAGUUGACAAAAAUGAGGAUGAAAGACUUGCUGAACUAGAAAGAUUAAAAAAGAUAAUUAUUGCCAGAGGUGGAGAAGAGUCUGAAGUGAUUUCCAUUUCUAAAACUUAUUCUAUUAGCCGAAUUAAAAAUAAAUUAAAAGAAGGUCAUGAAAAAUUAGUAGUACGGGAAGAAGAGUUACCUCCUCAACUUCUAGUUCCUUAUAAAAGCGUGGAAGAAAAAUUAGGUAGUUUAAAGCAAUUAGAAGAUAUUACUAGUUUCGAAAAUAAUUUGAGAGGGAUAAUUGUCCAAAAGAAACAAGAAAAAUUAGAUGUGAUUGUUGAUGAGGCUAUUUCCGAAAUAAAAAGAGAGAUUGGGCAAGACCAAGAGUGGAUUGAGUUGGGAGAAUACAAAGAUUAUGAGAAUAAAUUAAAAAGUAUGAUCGAUCCUGAUGUUAUUGAUUUAUUCAAGAAAAAUAUUAUGGAUUUGAUUGAGGAGCAAAGGGCAAAUAAGUGA